This is a messenger RNA of Folsomia candida, 948 nucleotides long. RefSeq lists its product as uncharacterized. The coding region runs from base 271 to 804 and encodes 177 amino acids. The record is from RefSeq and is a predicted model, not a curated record. The transcript is spliced from 2 exons. NCBI's taxonomy places the organism in Eukaryota, Metazoa, Arthropoda, Collembola, Entomobryomorpha, Isotomidae.
ACGGUAGCUUAAUGUCCUGCGAAAAUAAGUUUUCAUACAAAUGUUUGCAUACUUUUUGCAAAUUUUCAUUUUUCACGAAACCACUUAAAGAUAAUAAUAUCAAUUUAUUGGAAAAGGAAACUUGCACAUUUAAAUCAAGCAAGAAACGUUUCAAACUAUAACGAUUUGUAGAUUGUUCAAAUAUUUAAAUUUGAGCAAAAAAUUACUAAGCAAAAAAAGAUUUAAUCUAUGUACACUCUUUAAUCUUUGCAAAUAAAUUUGUGCAAAAAAAUGUACAAACGUUGUCUCAUAAUUUUGCUCCUGGUUACAAUUUUUGUUCUCCCUUACGCCCAACUUGCGCCGAGUUUUCUGUCCGCGGAAAUUGAGCGAGUACGCGCUGGGAAGGCGUGGAAUGCUAAAAAUCAUUCACCUGUCGCGGCCAAAAGCACGAUGCGCGAAAAACUUGCGAAAAGUUAUGAGGACGAGGACGACGAAGAAAUUGCAAAAGUUCUUCCGGGAUCAGGGGACGAUGACGACUUUGACAGUGAGGAAGAACUCGACGUGACCUGCGCCCCGGGGAAAGGGUGGCACGAAAGAGGGCAGCGCUGCGUCCCGCUCAAAUGCCCGGGCGGCGAUGCUCAGCGGGAUUUUAUUUCGGGAAUUUGCCUCAUCCCGCCAAAAGAGGAGGAUGUCGAGGUGCUCGAGAAGAGGAAGCCGUACUCGCAUUGGAAUCGAUUAAACCACGUGUAUGGGACACAUCCAGCCAGGGAGGUGUGGUCGAAGGGGAUGCUAUCAUUCCUUAGGAGGGGGCACAUCAAGACGUGAUCAUCUUUCCCGAGGAAAUAUAAAAGAUUUUAGUCCGAUAAUGACUUUAGUAUUUUUGUAAUGGUUUUUAUUUUUAGGAUAAAUUGUGUAGUAAAAAUAUGUAGGUAAUAAAUAUGUUUAAAAAAAUCUGUAAAAAAUAUUGAA